Molecule: messenger RNA, 906 nt
Organism: Pipistrellus nathusii (Nathusius's pipistrelle)
Lineage: Eukaryota; Metazoa; Chordata; Mammalia; Chiroptera; Vespertilionidae
Source: the annotation of a GenBank genome assembly
AUGAGCCUCAACCCCGCCCUCCAGGCGGCCAUCGACCUCACAUCGGGGGCGCUCGGGGGCACCGCGUGUGUGCUGACCGGGCAGCCCUUCGACACGGUGAAGGUGAAGAUGCAGACGUUCCCCGGCCUGUACCGGGGCUUCGCCGACUGCUGGCGCCAGACCUACGCGCAGGUGGGCCUGCGCGGCUUCUACCGCGGCACCGGGCCCGCGCUCAUGGCCUACGUGGCCGAGAACUCGGUCCUCUUCAUGUGCUACGGCUUCUGCCAGCAGCUGGUGAAGGCGGUGGCGGGGCUGGACAGGCAGGACAAGCUGAGCGACCUGCAGCGGGCGACCGCCGGCUCCAUGGCGUCUGCCUUCGCCGCGCUGGCCCUGUGCCCCACGGAGCUGGUCAAGUGCCGGCUGCAGGCCAUGCACGAGAUGGAGAAGUCGGGCAAGAUCAACCAGAGCCACAACACCGUGUGGUCCGUGGUGCAGGGCAUCCUUAGGAAGGACGGCCCCUUGGGCUUCUUUCACGGCUUCUCCAGCACCCUCCUGCAAGAAGUGCCAGGCUACUUCUUCUUCUUCGGCGGCUACGAAGUGACCCGAACGCUUUUGGCCUCGGGGAGAUCCAAAGACGAACUAGGCCCUGCCCAUUUGAUGUUAAGUGGCGGGAUUGCCGGCAUUUGCCUCUGGCUUGUCGUGUUCCCGGUGGACUGCAUCAAAUCCAGAAUUCAGGUCCUUUCCAUGCAUGGGAAACAGGCAGGGUUUGUCGGAACUCUUGUUACUAUUGUUCAAAGUGAGGGGGUAGCGGCCUUGUAUUCUGGACUGUCGGCUACUAUGAUUCGAGCGUUACCUGCCAAUGGGUCACUGUUUUUGGUUUAUGAAUACAGCAGGAAGACGCUGAUGAGACAGGUGGAAGCAUAUUGA